This is a messenger RNA of Tremella mesenterica DSM 1558, 447 nucleotides long. RefSeq lists its product as uncharacterized. The record is from RefSeq and is a predicted model, not a curated record. Bases 1 to 447 code for a protein of 148 amino acids. NCBI's taxonomy places the organism in Eukaryota, Fungi, Basidiomycota, Tremellomycetes, Tremellales, Tremellaceae. The transcript has a single exon.
AUGUCAUCGUCUUCCUCUCUAUCUAGGGAUAAUCUGAAGAAAGACCUCGAUCAUCUUUCCAAAACCCCUGCCAUCCUUUCGUCCAUUCUCGCCAAACCAAAUUCCACCUUCCCUCAAUCCUCUUCCCAAUCUCUUGACCCAUCUAAACCAACCCCUCCGUCCUUUUCUCAUCCAUUGAACCCGAAUGAUCACCCGGCUGUAACAAUCACCAACCGCGACCUUCAAAAGACCGCAGAGAAACCCGCCAUCGAAAUACUAGAAACCUUCUCGUUAUCCACCGCCACACCUGACCAAGGCCAACAGCUCAUCAGGGGAUAUAUCAAAGAGAUGGACAAGAUAGGGAGAUUAGAUCAGGUCUCUCAGGAAGAGUUGGGAAAGAAUAUCGACGUCCUUCGAGAACGUGCAGAGGGGAUAGAAACAGCUUUGGGUCAUGUCAAGUUGGUCUAA